AGUGCAGGCUUUGUCCCAGUCAUUGUCACAGGCUUAGAGAGCCUCUGUGCCAAGUGAUAGGCUUUGGCGACAUAUGUCACUUCAGUGAGUCUCCUGUUGCUCCUUUUAGCUGCUUGAGUGGAAGGGCGGGCAGGGAGGCGUGCCUGUGCUCCAGGAGAGGAACAACGUGAGGUUGAGGAGGAAGGACAUGUCAGAGAUGUUAGUUCAGAGAGAGUUGUUGGAAUGAUCCCUUGAUGGUUCUGUCUCGUACUAUUUUUUUAUGGACUUGUAGUGCAGCUGCAUUGGGCCUCUGCUAGAGCUGGACUUAACAUGUAGAAUGACUCAUAAAGGAGUCUUCUGUGCCUUACAAAUCCCAAGUGACGCCAGUUGAUCUGCAUCAACACAUUCUCCUGAUCUCUAGUGUCUCCAUCAACCAGUGGAGGGUGAUGAGGGGGGUGGGGAGCCUGCAGCUUGUUCUGCUUUUGGCCUUGACCUCCACAGCCACAGGCCUCAACAUCCCUCUGGAAGUGGAGCAGCCUCCAACCAUAAUAACUCACACAGCUGGUCCCAUUAUUGCCCUUCCUUUUGACAACACCAUUACUAUCAGGUGUGAAGCCAGGGGCAACCCUCCACCAGAAUACAGAUGGACGAAAGAUGGCAAAUACUUUAUCCCUCCCCACGAAACGGACCACACGGAUGGAACUUUAGUGCUUCCAAUCAAGCACCUUGAACAGUAUCGCGGUAAAUACAGAUGCUACACUUCUAACAAGCUGGGAACUGCCAUGACGGAGGAGAUUGAACUGAAAGUUCCUAGUGUCCCCAAAUUUCCAAAGGAGUAUAAUUUCCCUAUUGUUGUUAAGGAGGGAGAGCCAAUCACCCUGGAGUGUAACCCUCCAGAAGGCGUGGCCCCACGUCAGAUCUACUGGAUGACCCUUGGUCUCGAGCACAUUGAGCAGGAUGAGAGGGUUUCCAUGGGCAUUGAUGGGAACCUGUACUUCUCUAAUGCCUUACUGAAAGACAGUCGUCAGGACUACUGUUGCUUUGCUGCCUUCUCCAAAAUACGCACCAUCGCCCAGAAAACCGCCAUGGCUGUCGUGGUCAAGAGCUUGAAACGUGGCAAUGAAUCUGCUGACAGUGACAAUGCCACUGAAGCCCCCGCAGUGAGAAUACCUGGCCUGCUGCUGCCCUCUGGUGUUCAGACAGAGAAGGUGCUGUUGAAGGGAGAGCAUCUCCAGCUUGAGUGUAUACCACAGGGAUAUCCUACUCCAAAGAUAAGCUGGAUGAAAAUGGGAGACAGUCUGCCUCCACGGACAAAAUAUGACAACUUUGGAAAGCUGUUGUCCUUAUCUGAUGUAGAUGAGAGAGAUGCUGGGAAAUACUUGUGUAAAGCCCAAAACUCUGCUGGAGAGGCUGUUCACUACUUUGAUGUAAUAGUGGAAGAGCCGCCAAAGUGGCUGACAGAGCCUCCUCCGAGCCAGCUGACCGUGAUUGGGUCUGAUGUUUACAUCAAGUGCUCGGUCAGUGGAAAGCCACAGCCAGAGAUAACAUGGAGGAGGAAUGGAGAGUUUUUCAGAGAUGACCCAGAGAACAACCGGCGAGUGCUCGAUGACACUGUGGUGCUCCAUAACGCCAGACCAGAGGACAGUGCUGUCUACCAGUGUGAAGCCUCCAACAGUCAUGGCAGUGUUCUGGCCAACAUUAACAUCAUGGUCAUAAAUAUGGCUCCUCGGAUAUUGACAAGGGAUAACCAAAAGUACGCUGUAGUACUAGGAGGGGAUGUCAUCAUGAACUGCAGUGUUUUCAGCUCUCCACCAUCAAAGAGCUCAUGGUCCAAUGAUGAGAAAGCCAUCGAGGGAGAACGAUUUCUUGCUCUGAGUGGAUAUUUGCAAAUCAUUGGUGCAGAAAAAAACGACAGUGGGGAAUAUGUGUGUGUUGCCUCUAACACGGAGGGCAAGUCAGCUGUCACUGCCUAUCUGGAUGUGAAAGACCCUACAAAAAUAGUAAUUCCACCUCAGGAUGUGCAGAUCAUCAGUGGGACCACAGCCCAGUUGAUGUGCCAGGCAGAGUAUGAUAAAAGCCUGCGGGGUGCCUUUGAGGUGGUAUGGAGGAAGGAUGGUGAGGAGAUCCCACUUUCCUUUGAGGAAAAUUCCAGAUACUUUGUGGACGAUAACAUGCUGCAGAUCAUGAAUGUGAACCAGAGCGAUCAGGGAAUAUACACAUGCAUUGCUAGAACCAGCCUAGACGAGGACAAUGCCACUGCACUACUCACCGUGCUCGACAUUCCCGAUGCUCCAAAAAAUGUAAAGAUAUCUGAACUCAAGAGUCUGAGAAAUGUUCACCUGUCUUGGAUACCUGGGAGUGAUCACAACAGCUCUGUAACAGAGUUUAUAGUGGAGUAUGAGGAGAACCAAUGGGACCCUGGCAGAUGGAAGGAGCUACAGAAAGUUCCCGGUAACCAGGCAACAGCCGAGCUAUCACUACGUGGACACCUUAACUACCAGUUCAGAGUGUAUGCUGUUAAUGCUGUUGGACCUGGACCCCCCAGUGAGCCCACUGAGAGAUACCAAACACCCCCUGCUGCUCCUGAGAGGAACCCAGAAAACAUCAAAAUUCAAGGCCAUCUUCCUCAUCAAAUGGACAUUAGCUGGGAGCCGCUGUUGCCUAUUGAACACAAUGGGCCAGGCCUGGAGUACAAGGUGAGCUACAGGAAACUGGGGGUGGAAGAUGACUGGAGGGAGCAUCUGGUCAAAAGACACUCCUUUGUCGUGAAGAACACGUCCACUUUUGUUCCCUACGAGAUCAAAAUUCAGAGCAGGAACAGCCAUGGCUGGGGACCAGAUCCUAAAGUUGUUACUGGUUACUCUGGAGAAGAUGUCGUCUUUUGGCAUUGUGUGCGGGAAAAUGUGUCAGUCCCGACUGCAGAACCACGGGACGUAGCAGUGGAGGUGAUCAACACCACUGUUCUGAGAGUUAGCUGGACCCCGGCUCCACCUGCCACAGUGAGAGGUCAUCUAGGGGGCUAUGAUGUUCACUGGUCGAGGAAACGGAGUUUGCUGAAUCCCAACAAGAUUUUAGAAGAGCGCCAGACCCUGUCUUUUCCUGGGAAGAGGACUCAUGCCAUCGUACCGGGCCUCAAACCUUUCUCUGAGUACAGACUCACUGUCAGUGUUUUCAACAAGAAGGGCAAUGGGCCCAACAGUGACCCGGUCACCUUCAACACUCCAGAGGGAGUUCCUGCGCAAUUGCCCAUCCUGACUGCCUCCAACGCCCAGAAAGACUCCAUUUUGCUAGUAUGGGGCCCACCGCUGGAGACAAACGGCAUCCUCACUGGUUAUCUCCUGCAGUACCAUCUCAUUAAUGAGACCACACUGGAGGUGGUUGAUUCCCAGGAGAAGAACAUCACUGAGGCUGACACCACCCAGUGGCAGGUUCAGGGCUUAGAGGAGGGCAGACUCUACCGCUUCCACCUCAGUGCCUGCACUCGAGCAGGUUGUGGACCUGCACUGGCACAGGAGAGCAGCACCGUUGCUCAAGCACAUUUGUCCCCGACUCCAGCUGUGGCCCCUGUUCAGAGCUGCUACAACUGCUCUCUCUCUUUUCCCAGCUCUAUCGCAGGCAAUUCUUCUCAUCUGUCUUUAGUUCCAGCCCUGUUGAACAUAAGCUCUUAUGUGAGUGACACCUUUGCCAAAAUCAGCUGGACUGCCAGAGAAGAGCAGCAGGACUCUGAGCUUUAUGUGGCUUAUAUGAAUAACCGUGAUGGUAACUGGCGGAUUUCAGAGGCUGUAAACACUUCUCAAAGUUUCCACGUAAUUGAUGGGCUCAAACCUGGGACGGUGUACACCGUGCGCCUCAUGGCCAAGAGGCUGCUCGAUAACGCUAGCAUUUUUGAAGACGUUAUCAAGACUCAAGUCAAAGGCGCAGCAGGUCAGCGGAGUGACUUUUCGACCCAGGGCUGGUUCAUUGGGACCAUGUGUGCUGUGGCGCUCCUCACCCUUGUCACACUCAUGGCCUGCUUUGUGCGGAGAAACAAAGGUGGCAAGUAUGCAGGUACGCUACCGCCGACCCAGCGACGAGACAUGUUCUCCAUGGAAAAAGUGAAAGAGAAGGAGGACCUCCACCCUGACGUAGAGUCACAAGGGAUGAAUGAUGACACCUUCUGUGAAUACAGCAAACCAUGCAUUCAUGGGCUUUACCAGGAUCAGCCUAGAAGCCAUUGUUCUCAUCAUUUAAUGGGAUAGUGACAGCGAAGAGAAGCCACUGAAGGGCAGUAGCUUGUGUUCCCUGAAUGACGCGUUGGGGGACAGCAUCAGCAGAGACAGCCUGGUUGACUAUGCCGAUGGUGGAAGAGAAUUCAAUGAGGAUGGUUCAUUUAUUGGAGAAUAUUCCGGACACAAGCACGGAGGCUCUGUUAGUGAGCCUAGUGGACCCAGACCAGUCACUGCAUAAAACGCACUUCCAGAUAAAACAGUCUGCUUCAAAUCCUUUCAAGAUACUGGUUAAAAUGCAGUUUCUCUGGCAAUAAAUAUAACUUGAAUAGCCAAAUAUGGAGAAUAAAAAUGACUCAAAUGUGCAGAAGUUUUGCCCAGGGACUGGAAAGGAAAGAAUACACCCACCAUACACAUCAAACCAUGUAAGUCUUUGUACAUACUGUAAGAGAAUGACCUGUACCAUUUGAGUUUUUCAAGAUUUUAUUAAUGAAAAUAAAGUGUUUUUGUAUCUAUAAGCCAUGAUCUUAAGCUGUGUAUAUUGAACAAUGAAAAUGUCCAGUACAGUAUGUAUUUUUUUACACAGUGGAUGAGACACAUGCAGUACAAUACAUAUGCAUGUACAGCCUGUGUUCAUUAAUUUAACACACAGUGGAAUCAAUGUCUACUGUAGUCAUUUGCUGUCCAUUACUGUCUAUUUUAUGUAUAUGUUUCUGACUUUUGUUAAUAUGCAUGUUGAUAUGCAAAUGUGUGAAAGUUAAUAGUUUGUUUAUUAUCAAAAUGCUAAAGAUACAUUUUAUAUCAUUAUACCAAACAUAUUUUGGAACUUUUUUUUAUUGCUUUAUCAAUCAGGAGACAAUAACGUAAACAUAAGAACAUUAACAAAAACAAAUAACAUUAACACAAGAACAAAUUUAAGUAUCAAAUUCCUUUGCUGUAAUUCGCCCAACCAACCAUGCCCCUGGUUGGGGGAAUUACAUCAAGGAUAUAUAAGUUGCUUAGUAAGACGGUUACAGUGAUAAGUGUAUUGCUGCAUUUAUCUCUGGAGUGGAAAUAUGAAUACAUGUAUUUAAGCAACUUAUCAAAACUCUUAAUUGGUGAGCGUUCACUUUAAGGCCUCAGUAAUGAAGAGGACAUUUUGAAACUAAAGUUUAAUGAAUCCUCACAUGUAUAGUGAAUGUUGCUAAAAUAUUCAUCAAGGAUGUACUAUAAGUAAAGUUGAGAUUUGUCCAAUUCAACAAUCUUAGUUAAACAGAUGUAACAAUGCUGAAUACAGCAGUGAUGCCAGCUACAAAGUAAUAAAUGUUUCAUUGGCUA
Messenger RNA from Sander lucioperca (pikeperch), 5501 nucleotides. Its product is annotated as neural cell adhesion molecule L1-like protein. Gene Ontology annotation, molecular function: protein binding. The transcript has 32 exons. Gene Ontology annotation, biological process: cell-cell adhesion. The coding region runs from base 426 to 4217 and encodes 1263 amino acids. The record is from RefSeq and is a predicted model, not a curated record. NCBI's taxonomy places the organism in Eukaryota, Metazoa, Chordata, Actinopteri, Perciformes, Percidae.